AUACACGGAGGUAACCAAAGAAAAUUAGACAAUAUAAGUGACUCCUCGCAGGAUGAGAAUGAUGAUUAUGAAGAACAAAUGGAUGAAACCACUAGAUAUCCAAGAUAUCCAAAAGAUAAAAACAAUCAAAAUCUGUCUAUGCAUGGAGGCAACCAAAAGAAGUUAGAUAACGAUAGGGACUCAUCCCAAGAUGAGAAUGAUGAAUAUAAAAAUAGUGACUUAUUGCCUUCAGGUCGUGCUAAUAAGAAAAAAGAACGAGAGCUUUAUGAAGAACAAAUAGAUGAGACCACUAGAUAUUCAAAAAAUAAAAAUAAUCAAAAUCUGUCUAUGCAUAACGAUAACCGAAACGAAUUAAAUUAUAAUGACAAUGUUGGCGAUUCCCAGAAAUAUAGUCGUUCCAAUAAGCGAAAUGAGUCCGAAUCUUUUUAUGGAGGAUCAAGGAAGGAAAUCACAAAUAAUCAAAAUAAUCAAAGUUCGUAUAGAGAUAAUAAUAAAGACUACUACAACAGUAAUAAUCAAGAAAAAAAUCGGAAACCAGAUAAUAGUAGUUCUAUAUGGCCUGGCGUGAUUAAUAGAUGGAUGCCUGGUAGUAAUAAGGACGAGAAUGAGAUCAAAGUU
This is a messenger RNA of Rhizophagus irregularis DAOM 181602=DAOM 197198, 618 nucleotides long. Lineage: Eukaryota; Fungi; Glomeromycota; Glomeromycetes; Glomerales; Glomeraceae. The record is from RefSeq and is a predicted model, not a curated record.